CUACAAAGAUGGCGCCAAGGACGUUUACCUGCAUUUGGUUUACAGCCAGGAUUUCCGGGUCCUUACUGCAGUAGAAAGAGCUUUCUGUUAACGUGGUCAACUAGAAAACAGUUUUGAGUUAGACGACUCUUAUGGCUCCUUACGUUCAGCUCGUGAUUGGCCCGGCGGGCUGCGGAAAGUCAACCUACUGCAACAGUAUUCAACAGCACUGCCAAAGCAUCGGCAGGUCCGUGCAUGUAAUCAAUCUGGACCCAGCGGCUGAAGAGAUAGCUUAUCAGCUGUCUGCCGAUGUCCGCGAGCUUAUUUCUGUUUCGAAUGUUAUGGAGGAGAUGAAAUUAGGGCCAAAUGGAGCUUUACUUUUUUGUAUGGAAUAUCUAGAAUAUUGUAUUGAUGACUGGUUAUCAGAGGUCCUCCAGGGUUACGAUGAUGACGAAUGCGUUCUUUUUGACUGUCCAGGUCAAAUAGAGCUUUACUCCAACCACUCUGCCUUCCGCAAUAUAGUUGAGAGUUUGCAUGCGUGGGGUUGGCGUCUAGUUGCGGUUUACAUGCUUGAUUCUCAAUUUAUAACUGAUGGAUUCAAGUUCAUUGCUGGUUGUUUGCAGUGUCAGUCGGCGAUGAUGAGUCUAGAGCUCCCACACGUUAAUGUAUUGAGUAAAGUUGAUGGUUUCGUAGACAAGUCUGUGUUGGACUUAUUCCUCAAACCAGAACACAUGUUUUUGGCCCAUAACUUGCAGGACCCUGUUUGUGGACGGUUUUCUAAUCUUACGCGAGCAGUAUCUGGUCUCCUAGAUGACUAUAGUAUGGUGUUUUUUCACACACUUGACAUUAGCGACGAGCAAAGUUUAGCUGACUUAUUGUACACAGUGGAUAACACUGUGCAAUUCGGAGAAUCAACCGAUGUCAGGACUUCACGGGAUGUCGAAAGCUAGUUUGAUGUGGCAAGGAUUCAAAGGAUGUGAUUCAGAAUCUGCAUGUUUUAAUCAUGCGCAUUUAUCUAGCCCCUGCCUCUGAAGGUAUAUGCAGAUUUAUAGUACGGAAGUAAAUAAAAUGUACCUUGGAAGGUACACCUUCAAGUACAAUACUUGUACAGUGUAUAUAAAGUAUUUCUGGUAGUGCGAAGGUGUUUAUUACAUGUAGGGCCUACCUUGUCUACGAGGUAUACAGAUCAAAGGUACGCUACAGCGUUGCGUUGUGUACUGGCACGCCACUUUUUGUGAAAACAAAACACUUCGAAACUGGCACGCUACCUUCUAAGGUACGUGUACUUCUGACGUCACAAGCCAAAUGCCUUUGUACUCGGCAACCUGAAGUGUGGGCAGAACGGGGGCUUUUGGAAGAAGUGCUUUGGAGGUACCUCCGGAAAUACGAACUAUAGUCACUUCCGGAAGUAUAAUAUUAGCUACAUAGACG
Micromonas pusilla CCMP1545 is the source of this 1410-nucleotide messenger RNA. RefSeq lists its product as uncharacterized. The transcript has 3 exons. Gene Ontology annotation, molecular function: GTPase activity. The record is from RefSeq and is a predicted model, not a curated record. Lineage: Eukaryota; Viridiplantae; Chlorophyta; Mamiellophyceae; Mamiellales; Mamiellaceae. Bases 132 to 929 code for a protein of 265 amino acids.